Messenger RNA from Lasiodiplodia theobromae, 1059 nucleotides. RefSeq lists its product as uncharacterized. The record is from RefSeq and is a predicted model, not a curated record. The transcript has a single exon. The coding region runs from base 1 to 1059 and encodes 352 amino acids. Lineage: Eukaryota; Fungi; Ascomycota; Dothideomycetes; Botryosphaeriales; Botryosphaeriaceae.
AUGCGCCUACUCUACCCUUUCGCCAGCCUCAUGGCGCUCGCCAAUGCGGCUGGGACCGACUCCGAGCACGGCAUCAACGCUCCUACUACUCCGAACCACGAUCAGAUGAGCAUAUCUCACGACACAUCGUAUAAUACACCCUUUCGCGUCCUUCAUACCGUCAUAGGGACCUCUACCGUUUGGCUGGACGACUCUUCCACUGAGCUGGAUGGUUCUUCCACCAAGCUGAGCGACUCCCAAACCAAGUCGAGUGCCUCUUCCACCAGUUCCUCUUCCACGGCCUCUUCCGCCUCCAUCGCUACUCCCUCCUCGCCCACGCCACUAUCAAUCACGAACAUGACCAUCUACAACAACGACAAAGACAACGACGACGACGGCAGCAAAACCAUCGACACCCUCUGCACCAACCCCCAGGCCAAAAGCACCAACCUCCUCACUAACGGCAACUUCUCCCUCCCCGGCCUCGCCCCCUGGACCGUCACGGGCAACCUCACACAGCUCCCCGGCAGCCUGCCCAGCUGGGGCAUCGACAGCGUGCCCAACAGCGCCUCGUCGCUAGCCUUUCUCUACCCGUCAUCGUUCGACCACCCGGACAGCAACGACGUCGGCUCCUCGGCCGCCGGCGACACGACCAACGCCUUCUACGCCAACGUCCGGCGGCCGCGGCGGCGCGAGGUCACGCUGUCGCAGGAGUUCACGGUUUCGGAUGGUCAUCACGGCGAGAGUAGCGGUAGCACGAAUGGGCUGCUUUAUUUCGGGGUCAAGGUGAGGGCGAGCAGGCCGAAGCCGCCAGCGACGAUGGAGUGCGACUACUACUUCUCCCCCGGCGGUGGUGCUAAGGAGCAGGUGAUGGCGUUGGCUUCGGGGACGGUGCCGGUGCCGACGGUGAGGGGAUCGUGGGGGGAGUGGAGCGUGCUGUUUGAUGGUGGUAGUGGGGGUAGAGGAGCGGAUGCGCGGCAGGGCGUGAGGUGCAGGAUUGGAGUGGUGGAGGGUGAUUUUGACGGGAAUGAGGACGUGACGGUUUAUCUGGAUGAUGCUGUUGUUGCCGGGUGCUCUUAG